Argiope bruennichi is the source of this 402-nucleotide messenger RNA. RefSeq lists its product as uncharacterized. The record is from RefSeq and is a predicted model, not a curated record. The transcript has a single exon. Bases 1 to 402 code for a protein of 133 amino acids. NCBI's taxonomy places the organism in Eukaryota, Metazoa, Arthropoda, Arachnida, Araneae, Araneidae.
AUGACGUACUCGAAUGCAAAGGACAUUUGGGAAAAAUUAAUUAGUGUUUUUGAACAAAGCAGUAUUCAGAGACUUAAUUUAUUGAUGACACAAUUUUUUCAAGUUGGUAGAGAUCCUAAUGACAAUGUUGCUGCACAUGCAGCUAAAGUUGAAAGAAUCUACACGGAUAUGAACGGUGAAUUAAAUCGUAUUGGAUCAAGUAAUAUUCCAGAAGAAUUAUUGCAUGGCAAAAUAUUGCUUACUGUGGGUCCAGAAUUCCAAGAAUUCAGCAAUGUUCGGGAGUCUCUAGACUCUGAUAAACGAACAACCAAGAAUCUUGUUGAAAAAUUGUGUACAAUUGAACAACGUGAAUUUUCUUAUCUGCGACGAUUUCAGGUACAGCGGGCCUGUGAGAUCAACUGA